CGCUACUGCACGCCAAGCGCCGCCGGUUUCAAAACUAUCGGCAGCCGCCGCAUCGUCUCUCUUUCUCUCCCUUCUGCGCGCUGCUGGGAGUGAGAGCCACGGCUGUGCUUUUUCAAGAGGCCGACUACCGCCGACAGUCCGAAUACACAGCCAGUCGCCCGUGAGCGCUCCGUCGAGCCGGUCGUGUGCUUCUUGCUGAUUGUCCUACUUAUACUUAGAGCGCCCGGUUCUCCAAGUUCGAUCGUUCGAAUUCUGUAUAAUACACUGUGAAAUCGGUACGGUGGCUGCCGUAUCGAGUGCGAGCGUGAUUUCUGGAGUGAAGAUCGGUUGCCGAUUUUUUCGGAAAUCGGCACUUUUUUACGCGAUAAACUAACGCGUCAGUGCGAGAUCGGUUGUGUAUAUACCCCAGUGCGAACAUACUCUUGCCGAUUUGUGAAGAAGCAUCGGCGGCGAUCGUCUCGUGCACCACUCGACGACGGCAAAAAGCCACUCGAUCUCCCGAACAGCAAGAAAGACGUUAAGAGAGUUUAUAUGCAUCGAGUGGCGGCGAGCAUCGUCGUCGGGUAAACAAGUCGCGAGAGCGCAAUACACACGUACACACAUACUCCGUCGAGUUUCGGCGCCGUACAGAAGAGAGAGAGAGAGAGAGAGAGAGAGAGAGAGAGAGAGAGAGAGAGAGAAAAAGUAGAGCGAUAUGGUGCCACGGGAGCUGAUCGCGUUGGCGACGCUGACGACGCUGUGCGUCGCGACGUCGGCCGCCGCGGCUGCCGUCGCGGCGGCUGCCCCCUCGAUUGACUUCGACCUCACUGGCGGCGGCGGCGGUGGCGACUAUGAGGUGCCGGCCGACACUGAGGAGAGGACGUCGACUGCCGACAACGACGAUGUCGCCGAAAGCCGAGGUGGUCUGCAUCAACGUAACGCGAACUCGAACCAACACGGUCGCGAGGUUCGCUGCUACUGCAACCAGCCCCACUGCGUGUCCCAGGGCUACAUGUGUCGGGGUCGUGGCUGCUUCACGGAACUGCCUAUUCCGCCGAUGAACGGCAGACAUCACCAGCAGCUGACCAGUCGACCAGAACACGCUGCCUACAGCGGUUGUCUGGAGAGAAGCUUCGCCGAGAGGCCCUGUCCACCGGGAAAGCUCUGCUGCGAACAGGACAUGUGCAACCACGUCGACAGCCCGGCCAUGAGGAGUCGACUCAACAAGACGCUUCAAGUUCUUCUGGGCGAGCACAGGACGUACUUCGACACGAUGCAACCGGCCGGUCAAGAAGUCCAAACAUCCGACGGUUGGUUCCGAACGGCGACGAUCGCAGUGCCGAUCUGUGGCUUCGUCGUCCUCUUGAUCCUCGCCAGUCUCGCGAUUCGACUCCUUCAGCCACUGCCAUCUCAGGGCGACAAACUCAACGGUCUGCGGAUGCCGGAGACAACGCCACCGCUUCUUGGACCCACCAACAAGAUGCCCCUCGUCUGAGCUCCGAGGAUCGAGCUACCCCAAGAAAGGCCCAAAGACUUUCCCUGCGACGCUCGCGUUGUUGUCGCUACGUAUAUUUUUGUUUCUCGUCGCACGGAAAGAAGUAUUUGAAAUUCGAGUAGUAUUGAUGGAGUUUUCGAUAUGUGAUUUAUUUUCUUGCGAGUUGUGGUGGCGCGAAUCUCGUCUCUUUUUUUGUAAGCACUCGAAUUUUUUUUCUUUUAAUGGAUUUAGCCAGUUUAAGUGAAACUCGCUGUCGUUUUUCAUUCGGCGAAUCCGUUGAUUAUCGAGGUGGAGUCACGACUCGAAUUGUAUUCAUCGAUCAAUUUUUAUUUUCGAAAAUCAUUGUGUCAGUUUUGGAAAAAAAGGCUCUUCAGUUUCUAGUCAGUUACGUUGUUUUAGAGAGCUGCAGAGCAAUUUUUCGUUCGCUAUUCCGAGAACAUUUUUCUACAAUAAUCUUUUGCGAAGGUAACUGAAUUGUUGCAAUGAGUCUCAUUCAAAAAGCCGGUGUAGAUAAAUACAACUUAGUGAAGACGUGCUGCCUUGGAAGAUUUUUGAAUUUGUACAGAGUUUUUAAAUUAUUGCCUUAUAGUUCGUACAUAACGAUAAUGAUAUAUAUUAUAUGAAUAACGAAUGUAUAAGAAUUUAAGGAAGAAUUCUUGCGAUGGUCGAUUUUACUCGAGAGUUGAGAAAUUAUAGAGAAGUGGCAUUUAUGGAUGUAAAGUUGAGGUUUUGCAAUUUUACAAUGAUAUCUGUAUAUGCGUUACUUUCGUGCGCGGUCAUGAAUGUGAAUUCAAUUUCUACCAGUUUAUUAAUUUUGUAUACUUUUUUUGGAAUUCGAAAACGCGCGAUUCUAAAAGCUAUAGAGCGAGCCUCACUUGAUUCCAUACGGCUGUGAAUUGUCUGAAGGAACGACACGGUGUGUACAUUAUAAGUUUGCUGUAUGCAUAAUUACGACAUAAUGCUCUUUUAGUUGAAAGAAAAAGAUAUAUUUGUAGAUUUAUAAAAAGGAAUCGUUGGAACGAUUUUCCGAUGAUCAGCAUCACGACAUCGUUUCAGUUGUUUUUGUAUGAAUGUGUAUACUAUGCGUUUGAUGAGUAAAACCGAGUGAAAUGUUGCUUUCUUGCGGAAGGCUGCAACGCAAAUUGUAAAUAUAAUGCAAAAAAAAUGUUAAAAAGUUGAGCGUAAGAUAUAUAUGUAACAAUAUUACGCGCGAUUCCAGUUAAUUUUGUUUUUCAUCUAGAGAACGUUCGUCGACGGAUUGCUUCUGGCUGAAUUUGAAGCGAUGAAAAAGAGGAAUUGUUAUCUGCUUUUUUUACUUGCAACUUGAUAACGCUAAAGAUGAUUGCGAGAAAUGCAGACCUUUCAUUUGAAUGUAUGAUUCGUAAAUUUUAUAUUCGAGAAAAUAAUUCCUCCAUUCGAUUUAAGAUCUUACAAUUAUUAAGAGGAUAACGAACAUUUUUUUUCAUCGACUUCACGAAAAGAUCGCGUUAAUUUAUUGUCUGCCUUCAAGGAAGAGCAGUACAGCACCGCCAUUAUUUAUGUUACUUAUCGAAUAUAAAAUGUGCUAAAAAAUAAAAAAUAUAUAGAUAUAUAGAUAUAUAUAUUAUAUGUAAAUGUAGACAAGACACAAGUGCCGAAAAUUGAGAUCUCUACGUCUUGAUCGUCGAGCCUAACCUUAAUCGUAUUCCAUUAAAAAAAAAUAUGAUAUUGUGAUAAUACGAUAUAAUUAUGAUAGAUUAUGCAUUAAUCAACGAUUAUAUAACAAUUGUAUAUCGUUAUUGAAGAUUGUAUAACAUGACAUGUAUAAUGGUCUACUUGAUGACAAGUCGAGUAGCCCGACUGAGAAAAUACACGAUAAAAAUACAAACACUGAAUUUUUGCAAAA
Molecule: messenger RNA, 3359 nt
Organism: Nasonia vitripennis (jewel wasp)
Lineage: Eukaryota; Metazoa; Arthropoda; Insecta; Hymenoptera; Pteromalidae
Product: BMP and activin membrane-bound inhibitor homolog
Exons: 3
Coding region: 695-1474 (259 amino acids)
Source: RefSeq, a predicted model, not a curated record